Sphaeramia orbicularis (orbiculate cardinalfish) is the source of this 4261-nucleotide messenger RNA. RefSeq names its product basonuclin zinc finger protein 1 (gene bnc1). Gene Ontology annotation, biological process: regulation of transcription by RNA polymerase I. The transcript has 5 exons. The record is from RefSeq and is a predicted model, not a curated record. NCBI's taxonomy places the organism in Eukaryota, Metazoa, Chordata, Actinopteri, Kurtiformes, Apogonidae. The coding region runs from base 397 to 3606 and encodes 1069 amino acids. Gene Ontology annotation, cellular component: nucleus.
UCUGCGCUGCCACCAAAAGGCUUGCGAGGAUUUGUCAGCCAGAUGUGACAAGAUUGUCAAGAGGCAGGCGAGGGAGAGAGGGAGAUCUGAUAUUAAUCAGAGCAUAGCUGGGAGCCAAACUUUCUCCGAAUCAGUGUACUAACAUGUUCCCCUCAUUUACUCCUUCUCCGAGCCAAACAGUCCCUCCGAGUUCCUAACAGGGGGGAACCACACACACCAGGAAGCCAACCAAACUUUGGCUCGCCUCCUUUCCUUUCCUUGCCUUGCCUUUCCUCCUUCUCCUUCUCCCCCCCCUCCUUUCUCCUCAUCCUCCUCCCUCCCCCCAAACUCAUCUCUUUGUCUUUUAAGAUUUUUUUUUUUUUUUUUUCUCCUCUUAAAGAAGCCAAGCAUUUUCUCAUGGAUAUCCAGGCUAUCUGCUGCACUUUGGUGAACUGUAACUGUGACAGCUUCAAGCCUGGGAAGCUGAAGAGGAGGCAGUGUGAAAACUGCAAGCAUGGCUGGGUGGCACAUGCUCUGAGUAAACUGAAGGUGCACCACAUGUACCAGAGCAGCCAGGUGGAGAUCGUACAUUCCAACGUGGUGUUCGACAUCUGCAGCCUGAUGCUGUACGGGACCCAGGCCAUCCCCAUCCGCCUCAAGAUCCUCCUGGACCGCCUGUUCUCCGUCCUCAAGCAGGAGGAGGUCAUCCAGAUCCUCAACGCCCUCGACUGGACGCUGCAGGACUACAUACGAGGAUACGUGCUCCAGGAUGUAGCUGGAAAGGUGCUAGACCGGUGGGCCAUCAUGACAUUCGAGGAGGAGAUUGCCACGCUGCAGCAGUUUCUACGUUUUGGAGAGACCAAGUCCAUAGUGGAGCUGAUGGCUUUGCAGGACAAAGAGGGCCAAGCGGUGUUGGUUCCCAGCACUCGUACCAACUCUGACAUUCGCACUUUCAUCGAGCGUAACACCCCGCGCACUGCCGCAAACCUGUCGACAACCAAGGUGGAGAAGCUGGGUGGCAACAGCAUGCACCACUUUGAGAACUUCAUCAACAGCAUGGCGUUCAUGCUGCCCUUCCAGCUGCUGGGGUCGGUCCCUGCUCCGUUUCUGGGCUCGCAGACCGGGAUGUUGCAACAACACCAGCAACAUCAGCAGCAGCCAUGUCGCGGGUCAGUAGAGCAGAGUCAGAGACGAGAAGAACAAGGACGAGACAGUCUAGGGAGGGACAACCCCGUCCCUCAUUCACACCCUCCAGAGAACAGCAUGCUCGGGUCGGGCUCUGCUUCAUUUGUGGCUGAUCUAGACCGAAGCGCAGAGAAACAGUUGGACAGCCUCUCCACCACUACAAAGAUUGAACCAGAGGACUUCUCCACCAGUGACAACUACUCCGAUGGACCCUCAACGCCCUGCACACCUUCAAUGAGCUCUGAGAUAACACAGAUGUCACCUGAGGGCAAGCUGCGUUCCCUAGACAGGAACGGUAGCAGCGGCGGAUCAGUAUCUGGAAAUGGUGGGGGAGGGGGCUCCCUGAAGAAGGGCCGUGUGUUCUGCAACGCCUGUGAGAAGACAUUUUAUGACAAAGGCACUCUGAAAAUCCACUACAAUGCAGUGCACCUGAAGAUAAAGCACAAGUGUACCAUAGAAGGCUGCAACAUGGUGUUCAGCUCGCUGCGUAGUCGCAAUCGGCACAGUGCAAACCCAAACCCACGCCUGCACAUGCCUAUGAACCGCAAUAACCGGGACAAAGACCUGCGAGGCAGCUUGUCCGCUGAUGAAGGCUCCCAAGGAGAGAAGAGGUCUGAAUACGGCAGCCCCAUCCCUGCAGAGAAUCAUAAAUCGAUGCCAAGCUACAUGGUGAGUCAUGUGGACACGGGCUCCAAACUCAACAACAGCUCGUUCUCCAGUAUGGGCCAGAGCGGCAUCCUGUUCCCCAACUUAAAAACAGUUCAGCCAGUGUUACCUUUCUACCGCAGCCUGGUUACCCCAGCAGAGCUCGCGAAUACCCCAGGUACAUUACCCUCUCUGCCCUUGUUGUCCUCCUCUGUGCCUGUCAAACCCACCACAGUCCCAGAGGCCUGUAUGACAGACCCCAUACCAAAGAAAAAGUCUCGGAAGUCGAGCAUGCCAAUAAAGAUAGAAAAGGAGGCGGUGGAGCUGGAUGCGCAGAUGGAUAAGGGGAGUAGCUCUGAGGAUGAGGCUCCUUUACAGGGCAGGGACAAAGAGGAGUAUGACAGCCCUGAAGGCUAUAGAAAACAUGAGGAGGAGAUGGAGAGAGGGUCUUACAACGGCGAAGAGAAGGACAGGGAAAUCAAGCAUGUGUUGGAGGAAACUUCAGACAAAGAGAUGAUGGAAAGAGAAGAUGGCAGACCACAGCAGCUGGAAGCGGGGGUCAUCACGUGUGCAUCCUCACCAUAUGAAAGCAAACUGUCAGAUAACCAUGUACUCCACCAAGAACCCAACGGCAACGAAGACCGGGAGGACAGAGGUCAUCUGGCCACCGCCGUGUCGGAGCUCAGGUGGAACGACAUGGAGCACCGGCUGACCAACGGGGGCUCUCCUCAGCUCCUGGACCAGGACAAGGACAGGUCCGACAGCUGCAUCGAAGACUACGGCGACUCGGGUUUGUCUCACUUCGAUCCCGACGCUGACCUGCCGCACCACUGUGAGAUCUGCCGCAAGACCUUUAAGAAUCCGUACAGCGUCAAGAUGCACUACCAGAACGUCCACUUGAAGGAGAUGCACAUGUGCACAGUGGAGGGCUGCAAUGCUGCCUUCCCCUCACGGAGGAGCAGAGACAGACACAGCGCUAAUUUGAACCUGCACCACAAGCUGCUGACCAAAGACACCUUCAGCCCCACCAGCGCCCUGUACUCGCCCUCGUCCAAAUGCAGAGACAGAGACUCUCUGGGCCUGUCGGACUACUGCCAGGACCAGCUCGACAGAGACCUGCUCCAUCGGGACCAGAGAGACCCGACCAGCCAGACCUCGGUCAUUUUCCGAGGACACAACCGCAUGGGCCUGGUCUUCCCCAUGAGCAAAAUGUCCACCACACCAGACAGUACUGAGGUGUCUCCUGCGGGGGAGCUGGAGGGACUAGGAGGUGGAGGAGGAGGAGUAGGGGGGGAACGUGUCGGAGGUGGGGAGGAUGGGGCGGUCUUGGACUUGAGUACCUCCUCGUACGCUCCACCUCGCGGCAGCAACGCUCGGUCUUCCUGGGACUCAGAUGGGGCCGGUAGCGAGGAAGGGAUUGAAGAGGAUGAGGAGGCGCUCCCAAUGGAGGACAGCGAUGAAAGCUGUGAUGGGAUCAGCGUGGGGAAGCCCGGGGGCCAGGAGCUGGCACUGGAGGGGGAGAGGACCCUCGGAUGUGUUGGGGGAGUUCAGGGAGGGCUUCAGGGAGGUGGGGGUGGAUCUCCAAUAACCUGCCACGUUUGCCAAAAGGUCUACAGCAACAAGGGCACGUUCAGGGCCCAUUAUAAGACUGUUCAUCUGCGCCUGCUUCACAAAUGUAAAGUCCCGGGCUGCGAUACGUCCUUCUCCUCUGUACGAAGCCGAAACAGGCACAGCCAGAACCCCAACCUCCACAGGAACCUAGCAGUCAGCUCAGGGGCCGCCAUGGACCAGGAGUAGAUAUUCGUUGAGCUUUUAUGCCUACAUGACUGAUUUUCUUUGUUUCAAUUGUCUCUUUUUUUGUUGUUGUUGCUGUUGUUGUUGUAUGUUUUUAUAUAUCUGGGCACCAAAAAGAAAAGAAAAGAAAAAAAAAGGCUCGCCAAUAAGCACUUUUAAAUCCCAUAACUUAGCCCAUGCUGACAUUAUUUAGGAGUUAAAUUGUUGUGGAUAGUGCAGCCUCUGCUCUCUGAAGCAAAAUCUGAUCACAUUGUGGUCAAUGUUCAGGAAUAAUGUAAUUAAAAUACAUUACAGUUGCCAUAAAAACACUAAAAAUCUAAAUGUUUAGAGUUAAGAAUAUGUUGUUUUUGCUCAAUUCUGGCCACAGCAAAGCAUGUGGAUCUGUAUUCUUAACAUUCAGAUGUAGGGCUGGGUGACACUUUCAUAUUGAAACGUACGGAUAAUAAUUAAAAUCAAGUAAUAAUCUCCUUUGACUUUAACCCUAAAAGACCUAAACAACCACAGACAACUAAAAUAAAAUGUUAUGCAACUUUUUAACAGCUAAUCCUUUCAAUAUAUGUAAAUAAUCGAUGUAAAAUGCAAUUAUUCGUCUUUUCAUGGUCAUCAGAUAUGACCCAUUUGGAUGUUCAGAGGCUCCGUAGUUACCGUGGAAACACCG